CAGCUCUGUUUCACCCAGAACAGAUUUUCAGAAGGCUCUCAUCAUGUACCUGUUAGUGGUGGUCCUUUCUCUUCUGCUGAGCUCUGUUCCCGCUCAGAGCCGUCCUGUUGAGGAUUUAAUUGAAAAGAUCUCCGGGAAGAUGGAUGACAUGCCAGUGUCAACUAUAAUCGAAACCAACAAACAUGCAGGACAGCGAGUGGAUGGGCCUUUGAUCAUGUUUGGAGACAUCGCCGUAUCAACAGGGUUCAAGAAUGCAGAUCCGUGCACAGCUCGUGGAUGCAAAUGGGAGAAAAGCAGAAAUGGAUUAGUCUAUGUGCCCUACGUGAUCUCCAACCAGUACUCUCCAGAUGAACUACAAAUGAUUAAACAAGGCUUCCAGUCCUUUGCAGAUGUGUCCUGCAUUCGAUUCGUACCACAUGAAGGGCAGAGGCACUUUCUCGACAUAAAGUCUGAUUCCGGUUGCUAUUCAUAUUUGGGGCGUCAAAAAGAAGUACAGGUUGUUUCUCUCGAGCGUGAUGGGUGUGUCUAUCACAGUACUAUUCAACACGAGCUCCUUCAUGCUCUCGGGUUCCAUCAUGAACAGAACCGCAGCGACCGCGACAAACACAUCAAAAUCCUUUUUAAGAACAUCGAACCUGAAGAGGAGUAUAAUUUUGAGAAAACAGAAACCAAUAAUCUGGGAACCCCCUAUGACUAUGACUCUGUGAUGCACUAUACAAGGGACGCUUUCUCUAAGAACAACGAGCCAACCAUGAUUCCCAUUCCUGAUAAUAAUGUUGUGAUUGGGGAAGCUGAAAGUAUGAGCCCCAAUGACAUCCUGCGGAUUAACAGACUCUACUGCAGUUGAAGUGCUGCCAGGCUGCAGGAAGGAUGUGUUUGCUGAUAUUAUUAAUCUUUUCAUCUUCGCAUUCAUCAUUCACAUAUCAUCUUUUUU
Messenger RNA from Carassius carassius (crucian carp), 934 nucleotides. RefSeq names its product low choriolytic enzyme-like. Gene Ontology annotation, biological process: proteolysis. The record is from RefSeq and is a predicted model, not a curated record. Lineage: Eukaryota; Metazoa; Chordata; Actinopteri; Cypriniformes; Cyprinidae. The coding region runs from base 44 to 847 and encodes 267 amino acids. Gene Ontology annotation, molecular function: zinc ion binding; metalloendopeptidase activity. The transcript is spliced from 9 exons.